Rotaria socialis is the source of this 810-nucleotide messenger RNA. The record is from the annotation of a GenBank genome assembly. NCBI's taxonomy places the organism in Eukaryota, Metazoa, Rotifera, Eurotatoria, Philodinida, Philodinidae.
AUGUUCGAAACAAAAGGAAAGUCUGAAGAAAGAAUAAGACUAAUAUCAUUGUCACAUUUUCAACGUAAUAAAGUUGGAAGAAAAUCUUAUCACGAAUUAUAUCCAGAUAUAAUAACUGAAUUAAAAAAAUUAUUAAAUACACACAGUGGUUCUGCACAAGAUAGACGUCGUGACGAUGCAAUACGUUUCAAUGGUUUAUCGAUAGUUGAUUGUAAUAAACAUAUUAAAAAAAGAUUAAUGAAAAAAUACUCAAAAAUCAAUAAAAUAUCAAAUUCUACUAUUCGUCGUUAUUUUUUACCUCCAAAAAAUAAUAUUCAAAGUAGUAAAUUUUACAAAAGUCAUAUAUUAGCGAAAAUUCCACAAAAACGUAAUUCAAAAUCGAUAAAAGAGCAUUGUGACUUUCAUUUUACAUGUGCGUUAGUCAAUUACGUCGAAGAAUUGUCUAGUUUAUACAACGACGAAAUAUUAGCACUAUCCUGUGAUAAUAAAGCAAAAAUACCAUUAGGUGCACCCGCCGUUAGCCGUUAUGUGCGUAGUAGAAAAUUUCAUCUGGUUGAAAAGCAGCCAAAUUUACCUGAUCAUGAUUUUCCAAGACAUGGUAUUAGAAUCAAUCCAUCUGCAUAUGCUGUAUUAUCAAAUCAACGGAAACGAUCAUCUAGUAUUGAUAGUCAUCCAUCAUGUGAAUUGAAGGUCAAGAAAAGAUCAAGAUCUUGCGAUGAUCGAUUAUUUCCAGAUAUAAAAUAUGAUACUAAUAUGACGACUGACAAAAGAAAUCUUGAACAUGUUACAUGGAGUAGAACCGGGCAAUGA